AUGGCGACGCCAUCACCGCCCUCGACUGGCCUACCUCACCACCAACCCAGCAACAGUAACAACAGCAAUACGUUAUCACCACCUACACUAUCACCGCCGACGCUCCAGGUGGACACAUCUCGGCAACGCGCUCACAGCAAUGCCGAUACUGUACAUUCCCGGUCAUCGGGUCUCUCGAACCCGUUCCUCACGCCAGCCGCGACAAGCGCAGCCUCCAGUAUCAUCGAAGAUCCCGAGACAGCUCUUAGGCCGGAUCCUGGCACAGAAGCCGACUUCCAUGUUGAGAACAACCCUUUCGCGUAUACCCCCGGCCAGCUCAACAAACUUCUGAAUCCCAAAUCAUUAUCAGCAUUCAAGGCGCUUGGCGGACUGCAAGGCAUCGUGAAAGGACUACAAACCAAUGUGCACACGGGUUUGUCGGUUGAUGAGACGGAGGCGCCGACACGCGUCUCCUUCGACAGCGCGACGAAACACCACGACACUUCAUCUCUGCCCGAGACAGACUCGCCGGUUGCGCACGCCCACACCGGUGGAGAAGCGUUCAGCGACCGCAUUCGCGUGUUCAAGAAGAACGUCUUGCCUCCGAAGAAGCCGACGCCCUUCUAUGUCUUGGUGUGGAGGGCAUACAACGAUGUCGUUCUCAUUGUCUUGACAGUGGCCGCGGCCAUCUCCCUGGCACUUGGUCUGUACGAAACCCUUGGCAGGGAACACCCCCCGGGCGAGCCAAUGCCCGUCGAUUGGGUCGAAGGUGUGGCUAUUUGCGUGGCCAUUAUCAUUGUGGUCGUCACGCAAUCAUUCAAUGAUUGGCAAAAAGAACGUGCUUUUGUGAAGCUCAGCGCGAGGAAGGAGGAGCGCGAAAUCAAAGUCAUUCGGUCCGGCAAGUCGGAGCUGAUCAGUGUUCACGAUGUUCUUGUUGGCGACAUUCUUCACCUCGAACCCGGUGACUUGGUACCCGUUGAUGGAAUUCUCGUCGAAGGACACGACCUCAAGUGCGACGAAUCCUCCGCAACUGGCGAAUCCGAUGCUCUCAAGAAGACCGGAGGCGACACAGUCAUGCGCGCUCUCGAGUCAGGCCAGAGCAAGGCUGAGCUCGACCCUUUCAUCAUCUCGGGUGCAAAGGUUCUGGAGGGCAUGGGUACGUUCGUCGCAACGUCUGUUGGAGUCAACUCCAGUUUCGGAAAGAUCAUGAUGUCGGUACGCACUGAGAUGGAAGCCACUCCUCUGCAGAAGAAGCUGGAACGCUUGGCCCUUGCCAUCGCCAAGCUUGGUACCUCUGCCGCUGCUCUCCUGUUCUUCGUUCUUCUUUUCAAGUUCCUCGCCAAUCUUUCGGACAACCCCGACACGCCGACUGAGAAGGCUUCGACCUUUACUGAUAUCCUGAUCGUUGGCAUCACCAUCAUUGUGGUCGCUGUUCCCGAAGGUCUCCCCUUGGCUGUCACUCUGGCACUUGCUUUUGCGACAACCCGCAUGCUUCGUGAGAACAACCUUGUGCGUGUGCUGCGAGCUUGCGAAACCAUGGGCAAUGCCACAACCAUCUGCUCUGAUAAAACCGGCACUCUCACCACCAACAAGAUGACCGUUAUCAAAGGCACUUUUGGCAAGGUCAGCAUCACAAAGACCGAGGGAGAGAAGUCGGAGGAAACCAGUAUGGCGGACUGGAGCUCGAAUUUGCCCGAAAAGACCAAGCAAGCAAUCAUCCAAUCUGUCGCAAUCAACUCAACUGCCUUUGAGGGUGAAGAAGAAGGCCGGCAUACAUUCAUUGGAUCCAAGACGGAAACUGCGCUGCUCUCCCUGGCGAAGGAAUUCCUCGGCAUGGGUCCACUGGCGGAAACGCGUGCCAACGAGGAAGUCAUUCAGAUGUUCCCCUUUGACUCGAAGAAGAAAUGCAUGGGCGCCGUCAUCAAGCUGAAGGAGUCGCAGGGUGGUGGUUACCGUCUCUUGGUGAAGGGUGCUUCCGAGAUUCUUCUCAACUAUUGCGGCAGCCGAGCCAAUAUCGACGAUCUCAAAGUUGAGGAGCGUUUUCCACGAGAGGAGCGCAAGAAGAUUCGCGCUAUCAUCGACCAAUAUGCCAGCAAAUCUCUUCGCACUAUUGGUCUAGUGUAUAAAGACUACACUCAAUGGCCUCCUGCCCACGCUGAAGUGGAAGAAGGCCAUGCCGACUUCGCUUCUCUCCUCCACGAUCUUGUCUUCAUGGGUGUCGUGGGUAUUCAGGAUCCCGUUCGUCCUGGUGUCCCUGAGGCUGUGGCCAAGGCCACACACGCCGGUGUCAAGGUUCGCAUGGUGACAGGUGACAAUAUCAUCACUGCGCGUGCUAUUGCUACUGAGUGCGGUAUUUAUACCGAGGGUGGUCUGGUCAUGGAGGGCCCUGCUUUCCGCAAGCUGAGUGACGCUGAAUUCAACGAAAUGCUUCCAAGGCUGCAGGUCCUUGCUCGGUCCUCCCCCGAGGACAAGCGCAUCCUUGUGACCAAGCUGAAGGCUCUUGGCGAGACUGUUGCUGUCACCGGUGACGGCACAAACGACGCGCCUGCGUUGAAGGCUGCUGACGUCGGUUUCUCCAUGGGUAUCUCGGGCACAGAGGUCGCCAAGGAAGCCUCCGCUAUCGUUCUCAUGGACGACAACUUCACCUCGAUCAUCACGGCCCUCAAGUGGGGUCGUGCCGUUAACGAUGCUGUGCAGAAGUUCCUUCAGUUCCAGAUCACGGUCAACAUCACAGCCGUGCUGCUAGCCUUCAUUACCGCUGUCUACUCACCAACAAUGGACCCUGUUCUGAAGGCCGUACAGCUCCUGUGGGUUAACCUGAUCAUGGACACCUUUGCCGCACUCGCCCUCGCUACGGACCCCCCCACGGAGAAGAUCUUGGAUCGUCCGCCCCAAGGCAAGAAAGCACCCUUGAUCACCAUCAACAUGUGGAAGAUGAUCAUUGGCCAGGCCAUCUUCCAGCUGGUCGUGAUCUUGAUUCUCUAUUUUGCCGGCCCCGAAAUUCUGAACUAUGAUCGCUCCGACCAUCACAAGAUGAGGGAGCUUGACACUGUCAUCUUCAACACCUUUGUUUGGAUGCAAAUCUUCAAUGAGUUCAACAACAGGCGUCUGGACAACAAGUUCAACAUAUUCGAGGGCAUUCACCGUAACAUCUUCUUCAUCAUCAUCAACAUGAUCAUGGUCGGGCUCCAAAUUUGCAUCAUUUUCGUCGGAUCGCGCGCGUUCGCCAUCAGCGAUGGUGGCAUUGACGGAACCCAGUGGGCUAUUUCGGUCAUCGUGGCCCUCAUGUGCUGGCCGUGGGCCGUCUUGGUUCGCUUGUGUCCGGACGCGUGGUUCGAGGUUGCCGCCAAGACUGUCGGAGGUCCCUUUGCCCUCGUCUACCGCUUUCUGCGCAAGGGCUGGCGCGCAACAAUCGGCCGCCUGUUCAAGCGCUCCAAAAAGGACGACGCCGAUGGCGAGGAGAAGGAUGCUGCUGAUACCGCUGAUAUCAAUGAGCACACCGUCACCGAGGAGAAGGUCAAGGACCUCGAGAACACUUCGAGCCCGGCUGCGAAUGUUCCCAUCAUUCACGUACCAGAUGAGAUGCCUGCGACGGAGAAUGCUCCUGCGAUAACGACCACGGCCCCUGAGCCACCUCGGGUCGAGGUCACAUCGGAUCAUGAGCUCCCGAAAACCUCAUAA
Molecule: messenger RNA, 3660 nt
Organism: Emericellopsis atlantica
Lineage: Eukaryota; Fungi; Ascomycota; Sordariomycetes; Hypocreales; Bionectriaceae
Product: calcium-translocating P-type ATPase
Exons: 1
Coding region: 1-3660 (1219 amino acids)
Biological process (GO): calcium ion transmembrane transport; intracellular calcium ion homeostasis
Cellular component (GO): intracellular membrane-bounded organelle; membrane
Molecular function (GO): ATP hydrolysis activity; ATP binding; P-type calcium transporter activity
Source: RefSeq, a predicted model, not a curated record